AGGGCAUCUUAACGGUCUCAGCAUAUCUUCCCCAACAGGUAAAGCUCCAGAUGGCCCUGGAACUUGUGAGGAAAGAGAUGGAGGAGGCCUUGACGCAGGAGGCCAACGUGGGGAAGAAGACUGUCAUUUGGAAGGAGAAAGUGGAAAUGCAGAGGCAACGCUUCAGGCUGGAGUUCGAGAAGUACCGCGGCUUCCUGGCCCUGGAGGAGCAGCUGCAGCUGCGGCGGCUGGAGCAGGAGGAGCGCGCCACGCUGCAGAGACCGGCCUUGGAUCUGCUGGAGGGGGCGAGAGGAACCUUGAGCCGAAGUAAGAGUGUCACACAGCUGGAACCGGAGACCAUCCCCCUGGAGCUGAGGACCAUGUGUCGAAUCCCUGGGAUGAGAGACAUGUUGAGGAAGUUCCAAGUUGAUGUAAAGCUGGACCCGGCCACAGCGCAUCCUAGCCUCCUCUUGACUGCUGACCUGCGCAGUGUGCAGGACGGAGAACUGUGGAGGGAUGUCCCCAACAACCCCGAGCGAUUUGACACGUGGCCCUGCAUCCUGGGUCUGCAGAACUUCUCAUCAGGAAGGCAUUACUGGGAAGUCAUGGUGGGAGAAAGAGCUGAGUGGGGUUUAGGAGUCUCUCAAGACACAGUGUCAAGAAAGGGGGAAACUACACCAUCUCCCGAGAACGGAGUGUGGGCCAUGUGGCUGCUGAAAGAGAAUGAGUACAUGGUCCUUGCCUCCCCAUCGGUGCCUCUCCUCCACCUAGAACGGCCUCGUCGCAUUGGGAUUUUCUUGGACUAUGAAGCAGGUGAAAUCUCCUUUUAUGACAUCACAAAUGGGUCUUACAUCUACACAUUCAGCCAACUGUUCAAUGGUGUUCUCCGACCUUACUUUUUCAUCUGUGACACAACUCCUCUUGUCCUGCCACCUAUGACAGAAGCAGAGUCAGGAAAUAGCGCAUCCAGCAGUCAUCCUAAUCCUGCUUCUAACAUUAGAGAUGACCAUUCCUAAAAUUCUGUCUGGAGAUACACUCCAAGUGUAGCAGUUUCCUGGAGCAGAGUGGAGGAAAUACAAAUGCGAGGCCUGAACAAAUGUCCCCGUUUAGGACAGCACGUUAGUCAUUGCUGCUAUGGAAAAGUUCCCACAGGGACAAAAGACAAAGUAUGAACUAUUUGCAUUGGGAAGAGCAUUGUGAAAUUGAAAUAUAAUAAUAUUAGAAAUGGAAUAUUCCCAUCACUUUUUAUCAAGAUGGCUCCACAUGCUUUCUUGAGGACUCUUUUAAAAUGAAUUUUGUAUUAAAUAUAUUUACAUAUUCAU
Molecule: messenger RNA, 1301 nt
Organism: Myotis brandtii (Brandt's bat)
Lineage: Eukaryota; Metazoa; Chordata; Mammalia; Chiroptera; Vespertilionidae
Gene: TRIM58
Product: tripartite motif containing 58
Exons: 6
Coding region: 51-995 (314 amino acids)
Molecular function (GO): protein binding
Source: RefSeq, a predicted model, not a curated record